Messenger RNA from Rotaria sp. Silwood2, 1980 nucleotides. NCBI's taxonomy places the organism in Eukaryota, Metazoa, Rotifera, Eurotatoria, Philodinida, Philodinidae. The record is from the annotation of a GenBank genome assembly.
AUGCAUUUUCGUUGUCUUGUUGUAUUCUCAAUAAUACUGUUUAGCAGCUCAUUAGGAUUUCAUAUUAAGAAGCAACAACAAACAGGCAUAGAUAUCGAUAAAAUUUUUGAAAAUGGUCCUUUUCCUAUCGCUGAAGUUUCCUAUGAAUAUCCGAUUGUCAACGAUACAGAGCUCACACCAUCUUCAAACAAUUUGACGACACAAAUUAGAGGACAAAUAUAUUUUCCGAAUACAACAACAAACGAUACACAAGGUUCAUUUCCAAUUCUAGUUUUUCUUCCGGGAAAACACGCAGAUUGUCGUUUACCUGUGCCACCCGGCUAUCCUGCUCUUGAUCUAGAAGCAACUGAUAGUUGGGGUCAUUGCCCAAAUAAUUUGUCUACAGUUCCUAGCCAUCUUGGUUUUGCCUAUCUUGGCAAAUAUUUUGCGUCGUAUGGUUAUAUUGUUAUUUCGAUUGAUAUCAUUUUGAUAAACAAUAAAUGGGGUAUUCCCGGUGAUGACACACUAAAUUUCGUUCGAGCACGCAUUGUUCUUCGAACCCUGCAAAAAAUGAUGGAACUCAAUGCAAAUGCUAAAACUUCGAAACAAGUAUUGGGCGGCAUCGAUCUAUCGGACAAGUUUGAUUUUUCUCAAGUUGGUAUGAUGGGACAUUCACGUGGUGGCGAAGGAGUUCGCAAUGCUUAUAAUAUGUUGAUGGAAAAUAAAGGACCCAGCGAUGCUCCAAAAUGGCGUGAACGACUACCGGAUGUGAUGAUUAGAGCAAUUAUGGAGAUCGCGCCCAUGUAUUAUGGCCAGAAUGGAACCACACUUGGUGUGGAAAAUAUUCCAUGGGGAAUGCUUGUAUCAGGAUGUGAAGAUGAUGAAAUUGAUUACGUUCAUGUUUAUUUGGCCUAUCAUCAAUUGUACACUGCGAAACGUCCCAAUCAUGUUUUACAUAUUUACGGUGCUAAUCAUGAAUAUUUUAAUACUGAAUGGCAAGUCGGAUUACCGAUGUGUCUAGGCGAUCAGGAUCCAUUAUGGGAUGUGAAUGCAACAACGUUCAAAAUUAGAGAUCUAUAUCCACCAGUUGCGAACACAUCUCUUGAUCUUACUUUGUUAAAAAUCAAUGAAUCAGAAUCACAACGUAGAACAGCUAUCUAUUCAUUAUCGGCAUUUUUUCGUGCCUAUGUUGGUGUCAAUGCUGAUCCAGCUCUUGCAAAAUAUCUCCAGUCUUCAACUCCGCUUCCUGCUAAUCUUACUGAAAUUGGUCGUCAAUUUUUCGACAAUACUCAAUCUAUUCGGCUUUUCAAUGGAACUGGAAAUAUUAUUAGUACUACUGGUGCACAAAUUAUGCCAUUAAAACAGUAUGCUCAAUCCAUAUUUGCUUCUUUUGUUACUGCUUACAAUAAUUCUCAAGUUCCACCUCCACAUUUUGCUCUUAAUCCACCACAGAAGGGUAAUUUAUCUUUGGAUUGUUUGGAACUAAUUGAAAACGCAGUUCAUAUCGACUUUGGAAAUAAUUCUGAAUCGGAAGUAAUUGUUCUAUUCAACAAAGUAGAAGUAGGAAAAAGCACAACAAUUGAUAUUCAAUUGGCGAGAAGAAGUUCUUGCUGGUUUACGUCAACUCACCCAUCGACAUGUGCGGAACCUAGAUUAAUGAACAUUGACAUUCAACUACAAACUCAGGCAGGGUUUGUUUAUAGUACAACCGUAUCCUUGAAGAGUCGGUACAAUUUACAAUUUGCUCGAUGCAAUGCUAUGAAGCUUCCACCAGAAAAAAUUGGCUUUUUACCUGUGAUGUUUGAAACUGUCACAAUAUCAGUUGUCGAUCAUUUUUACGUUAGUGGUUUAAAAUUUAUCAGUCACAAUGGUGGUAGUAUGAUCUUAGGUACUAUAGAAACAUUAAUUCAACAAUCUUCUAGAGCCUCAUUUCUAUUAAUAUCGCAAUACGUUUUUCCUAACUUAAUUUUUUUGUUGUUUGUUUUCUAUUUUCUUAAUUGA